CACUGUGCAUUGGCUCUUCUUGUGCUUUGGAUCGCCAUGGAAGAUAAACUAGCAACAAAAAGUGAAGGGCAGCCCAUAAGAUGUAAAGCUGCGGUUUGUCGCAAACCAGGUGAGCCACUUGUUAUUGAGGAGAUUAUUGUGGCGCCACCAAUGCCUCGUGAAGUUCGGAUUCGGAUUAUAUGCACAUCUCUUUGUCAGAGUGAUGUUACUUUUUGGAAAAUGAAGGUACCUCCUGCCAUUUGUCCCAGAAUUCUGGGUCACGAGGCUAUUGGGGUUGUGGAAAGUGUAGGAGAGGAUGUAACUGAAGUUACAAAAGGAGAUGUGGUUGUUCCAACUUUCUUAGCUGAUUGUGGGGAGUGUAUAGAUUGCAAAUCAAGCAAGAGCAACCUCUGUUCAAAGUUUCCUUUUGAGGUGUCUCCAUGGAUGCCCAGAUAUGGCACCUCUAGAUUCACUGAUUCAAAAGGAGACAUCAUAUAUCAUUUCCUAUGUGUUUCUAGUUUUAGCGAGUACACUGUGGUUGACAUUGUCAAUCUAACAAAGAUUGAUCCGGCAACACCACCCAACAGGGCAUGCCUCCUCAGCUGUGGUGUAUCAACUGGGGUAGGUGCUGCUUGGAGAACAGCUGGCGUGGAGCCAGGGUCUACAGUUGCUAUUUUUGGGCUGGGAAGUAUUGGAUUAGCAGUUGCUGAGGGAGCUAGACUUUGUGGAGCAACCAGGAUUAUAGGUGUGGAUGUCAACACAGAAAAAUAUGAAAUUGGAAAGAAGUUUGGAGUGACAGACUUUGUUCAUGCUGUCCAAUCUGAAAACAAAUCUGUGAGCCAGGUCAUCAUAGAGAUGACUGGUGGGGGAGCAGAUUAUUGCUUUGAAUGUGUUGGUAUGGCAUCAUUGGUGCAUGAAGCAUAUGCUUCUUGUAGAAAGGGUUGGGGGAAAACAAUAGUUUUAGGGGUGGACAAGCCAGGAUCCAAGAUGAGCUUUAGCUCUAGUGAGGUCCUUUGUGAUGGGAAGAGCCUCAUGGGAGCUUUAUUUGGAGGACUCAAACCAAAGUCUCAUGUACCCAUUCUCCUUAAACGCUACAUGGACAAGGAACUGAAUUUGGAUGAGUUUGUCACACACGAGGUGGAGUUCAAGGAUAUUAAUAAAGCUUUUGAUUUAUUAAUUGAAGGACAAUGUCUCCGAUGUGUGAUUUGGAUGGACCAAUGAGUCCAUUCUGUAUAAGUAAUUGAUGAUUUGAGCCCUUGAAAUAUGACAUCAAUAUGUAAGAUAUUGGAUACUCUUGUUAUUUUAUAUUUGAUGAAACAUAUUCGAUGUAUUAA
Molecule: messenger RNA, 1313 nt
Organism: Abrus precatorius (Indian licorice)
Lineage: Eukaryota; Viridiplantae; Streptophyta; Magnoliopsida; Fabales; Fabaceae
Product: alcohol dehydrogenase-like 7
Exons: 10
Coding region: 37-1200 (387 amino acids)
Biological process (GO): formaldehyde catabolic process
Cellular component (GO): cytosol
Molecular function (GO): S-(hydroxymethyl)glutathione dehydrogenase [NAD(P)+] activity; zinc ion binding
Source: RefSeq, a predicted model, not a curated record